Molecule: messenger RNA, 279 nt
Organism: Penicillium egyptiacum
Lineage: Eukaryota; Fungi; Ascomycota; Eurotiomycetes; Eurotiales; Aspergillaceae
Source: the annotation of a GenBank genome assembly
AUGACAGGCACUAAAAAGCCCCCGAGAAUGCCCCAAGGCUUCCGAGCAUGGUAUGACCGAUUAGUCCACAUGGUCCAUCAUUCCGAGUCCGAAAUCCCCGCCCCUGUUGUUGCGCAUAUCGAGCAGCCUUUCUCCCCUGGUCUCCCACAUCUGAACCCCUCCGAUAUGACCUUACCUCAAACAGAGAAGGCUUUCAAUAUAAAGCAGGCCGAUGGCUAUCAGAGUUGGCAGUUUCCUUCAAUACAUGUCCCUCUUCCGGCUGAAUUUGGUAACUGCUAA